Molecule: messenger RNA, 1410 nt
Organism: Oreochromis niloticus (Nile tilapia)
Lineage: Eukaryota; Metazoa; Chordata; Actinopteri; Cichliformes; Cichlidae
Product: golgin subfamily A member 6-like protein 1
Exons: 5
Coding region: 508-1410 (300 amino acids)
Source: RefSeq, a predicted model, not a curated record
GGGCGACAAGAGGAUGGCGACGGUUGGCCGGUUAGGCUGUGAAUGGACAGCAGGCGGCAGAGCGAAGUGACGGAAGUGAAAUGAGAACAGGAGUAGAUGGCGGGAAAGAUGAUGUAGAGGUGAAAUAAGAUAAAAACAAAGCGGAAAAGGAGAACAACAAGCAGAGUGAAAGUAAACCUGUAAUGUGGAGGAAACGGACAGUGAGCGCAGUGUAACCGUGACAACGAGACACGAGGACGGAUUUAAAGUGAUCAUAAAAUCGUCUCCAGACGGUCGUCGUUCGUCCAGUGGGCGGGAUUAAUGCACCUGUAAGCUGAUUUGUCAAACGCCAUCGAAGCCCCGAAGAAGAACGGAGGAGGACAGCACUACUGUGGUAGAGGAGCGGUGUGUGUGCAGACAUGGCUGCUGUUGAUGAAGUGAACUGAACUUAGAGGAAAGACACAAACUAAAGUAUCCAUCCCCUCACGUCAGUGUGGAUCUGACACCAACGUCUGUAUCGCUUCAUCGAUGCUUGUAUCGAUCCGUCCAGCCACAGUUGAAGCAACAAUGAGUUCAGUUCAGUAUCUGAGAGAGUUCAUCAAGGAGAGACUAACUGCUGUUUGUGAAGAAAUCUUCUCAGAGGUUCAAAAAACCAUCGUCCAGUAUGAGGAGGAGAUCAACCGUCAGCACAGACUGCUGGAUAUCAGCCAGAAACCCGACAGAAACUCACACAUCACAGACCCCCCACAACAACAUGACCGUGAGGAAGAGGAGGGUCUGGAUGAGCAGCAGGUCUGUAACCAGGAGAGGAACUCCAGUCUGGACCAGGAGGACCCAGAGCCUCCACAGAUUAAAGAGGAACAGGAGGAACUCUGCAGCAGUCAGGAGGGAGAGCAGCUUGGACUGAAGCAGGAGGCUGAAGGCAUUAUUGUCUGGACUGAUGAAGAGCAGCUCAGACUGAUGGAGACCAUCUGGAAGCCUGUAAUAAAGUUACACAGAAUAGAUGUCCAACAGCAGCAUGCUUUUGAGGAAGAGGAGGUUUUUACCGACCAGGAGGUCUGUAACCAGGAGAGGAACUCCAGUCUGGACCAGGAGGACCCAGAGCCUCCAAAGAUUAAAGAGGAACAGGAGGAACUCUGCAGCAAUCAGGAGGGAGAGCAGCUUGGACGGAAGCAGGAGACUGAUGCCUUCAUUGUGACAUCCGCUUGUGAGGAAAGUGCACACAGUGAAUCAGAACCAAACAGUGAGCAGCUCCUUUCUCACAGCUCUCCUGAAGCAGAGAGCCGAGAUCCUGAAGAAAAUCAGCAUGUGGACUCAGGAUCUAUUAGAAAUGCAGAGCUGAAGAAGGAACGUCACAGAAAGAGAAGUCACAGUCAGAGAGUAGACAACACUCCUGUGUCAGUGGUGUUUGGUGUUCAGGUGCCUGGAUAG